AUGGCAAACAACGCAAGUCUCAAGCCUGUCAAAGACUUGAAACCAUUUAAGACUAAAUGGCGAUCUCAAGUGAAAGUGCUACAUUCAUGGCUGCAAAACACUGGUUCUGGUGGGGAGACUCUUCAAAUGGUUCUGACCGAUGAACAAGGUGAGAAGAUUAGUGCUACGUGCAAAAGGAAUCACAUUUUGAGUGUCCAGCGAAAACUACCCCAGGGAAAAUGGUGUGUUCUCACAACAUUUUCCGUUUCGCAAGCAUCGGGCCAAUAUCGGCCAACAAGCCAUCCAUACAAGAUAACGAUCAGUGACGAAACUGUGAUAACAAAUUCUGACCUAAUUCAAGAUAGCAUCUUCCUGUCUCUUGCCAGAUACGAAGACAUCAUUGAUGGGAACUUAAAGACCAACUUCCUUAUUGGUAAUACCUCUUUGUCAAUAUGUUAUGGGAAAAUCGUAAGCCUUGAACCAGUUCAAACCGUCCAAGUUAAAGGACAGGACCGGAAAAAAGUUCAAUUUCGUUUAGUUGAUGCAAAGUUCGCCAAAAUCAGUUUUUACAAAGGUGAGGUGAAAAUCACAAAUGCUUUUGAUGCAUCCAUUGUUUAUCUUGAUCCAACUAUGGAGGAAGCAUUACAGUUCAAGGAGAAGCUGGUGGAAGACGAGCUUCCUCUUGCUGUUAUUGAGAAGAAAAAUGGUAAGAAAGAAAUUGUUUUACAAGAAGAUGACUGGAACAAGCUUGAGAUCAAGAUGAUUUUGGAACUCUUUGUGGAGAACUGCAAAAUCAUUUGUUCAACUGAAGCUGUUGACACUGAUUGGGCAUGGUUCUACUUUGGGCAUAAAGGUUGCAAACAUCGUGCCAUAAAACUUGCAUCAAACCAUGACAACAACCAACUUUGGCGUUGUGAGAAAUGCCAAAAACAUGUAAGUUUGAUGUUGCUGAACACUGUUGCUAAGAUCAUUGUUGGACAUGAAGCUGUUGAUCUGUGGGAUGGCUCCUAUGAUGAGAUUGAAGAUCCAGAGCUCCUACCAGAACCUAUCAGAGCUUUAGAAGGAAAAUCUUUUUGUUUUGGCAUUUCUGUGAACUCUGACAAUGCGAUGGAUGGGGCAGGAACAUUUAAAGUUCUUGAGGUCUGGUCUGGAGAUCACAUUCUUAAAGUGGAAUCUCAAUCUGAGCCAACCUCAAUGACUGGCACAUCAUCUUCUACCCUGUCUUCUGGUGCUCAUGCUGGAAGAAAACAGCCAGAAUGA
Messenger RNA from Brassica napus (rape), 1239 nucleotides. RefSeq lists its product as uncharacterized. The record is from RefSeq and is a predicted model, not a curated record. Lineage: Eukaryota; Viridiplantae; Streptophyta; Magnoliopsida; Brassicales; Brassicaceae. The coding region runs from base 1 to 1239 and encodes 412 amino acids. The transcript is spliced from 10 exons.